CAAAGGGAAGCCGGGAGGCUGGACGCGUGAAACCUGUCGCGCGUUUGGUUAACCCAAUACCUCAAGAAACUCGAAGUUACAGUAACGAUAUCCGUCCAUCGACUCAGCACAGAUCAAACAAAUAGUGCCGUGAUAAAACGCGUAACUGUUUCUAGUAUCUACCUUCUGGAAGCAGUACCUGAUUGACUGAUCUAAUCACAGGUGUUGAAGUUCAACCAAAAGAAUGCGUCUGAGGCAACGUAUGUCCCCCCUGAAGCUUGCUGUUCUAGGGGGAACACUUUUCAUGGUGGUUCUGGUGGUGCUCCAGAGGGACAUUGGCAGCGCUUCUCUACAGGACCCCUGGCUGCGAGAUCUCUCAGACAAAAAGGAGAGAGUUUUUGAGAUGGUUCGGGUGGCAGUCAACAAUUUUGCUUUCCAAAUUGGAGCCCCUCAGCCCCCACCAGUGGAGCUACUGCCCACACCUAACAGAAACUGCCCCUCCGGCUUCUAUACGCAAGCAGAACUCAAACCAUGGAUGGAGAGACCUCCACAGGACCCUGAGAGCCUCGGAGCUGAUGGCAAAGCUUUCCAGAAAGCCAGCAUGUCUCCAGAGGAGGAGAAGGAAAAACAAGAUGGCAUGACCAGGCACUGCUUUAACCAGUUCGCCAGCGACCGGAUCUCCUUGCACCGCAGUCUCGGAGAUGACACCCGCCCGCCUGAGUGUGUUGAACGAAAGUUUCGCCGCUGUCCUCCUCUUCCCACCACCAGUGUGAUCAUUGUUUUCCACAACGAGGCAUGGUCAACACUUCUGCGUACUGUGUACAGUGUGCUGCACACCUCCCCAGCAGUCUUCCUCAAGGAAAUCAUAAUGGUGGAUGAUGCCAGCACAGCAGACCACCUACAUGGUAAGCUGGAUGAGUAUGUGAAGUCACUGAAGGUCGUGAGGGUUGUGCGUCAGCCGGAGAGGAAGGGCCUCAUCACGGCGAGGCUUCUUGGAGCCAGCAAAGCCCAGGGGGAUAUCCUCACCUUCCUGGAUGCCCACUGUGAGUGCUUCCAUGGCUGGCUUGAGCCUCUCCUUGCUCGAAUUGUUGAGGAACCUACUGCUGUGGUGAGCCCCGAAAUCACAACCAUUGACUUAAACACCUUCCAGUUCCACAAGCCCAUGUCAAAUGCCCGUGCCCACAACAGAGGCAACUUCGACUGGAGUCUCACAUUUGGCUGGGAGGGAAUUCCUAACUAUGAGAAUGCGAAACGCAAAGAUGAGACCUACCCAGUAAAAACUCCCACAUUUGCUGGUGGUUUAUUCUCCAUAUCCAAGGCCUACUUUGAGAAAAUUGGAACCUAUGAUGACAAGAUGGAGAUCUGGGGUGGUGAAAAUGUGGAGAUGUCCUUCAGGGUGUGGCAGUGUGGUGGACAAUUAGAGAUAAUCCCAUGCUCAGUUGUGGGUCACGUCUUCCGCACCAAGAGUCCUCACACCUUCCCCAAAGGUACAGAGGUCAUUACACGUAACCAGGUACGCCUGGCUGAGGUGUGGAUGGAUGACUACAAGCUGAUUUACUACCGACGCAACCAAAAUGCAGCUAAAAUGGCCAAAGAUAACAACUAUGGUGAUAUAUCUGACCGUCUGAAACUCAGAGAAAGCUUGCAGUGUAAGAACUUUUCUUGGUACCUCACCAAUGUCUACCCAGAGGCAUUUGUACCUGAUCUGACCCCUGUCAAGUUUGGAGCACUCAAAAACCUUGGGGCCCAGCGUUGUCUGGAUGUUGGAGAGAGUAACAAUGGAGGAAAGCCUAUGAUUAUGUAUAUAUGUCACAACAUGGGUGGCAAUCAGUAUUUUGAAUAUACAUCACACAAUGAGCUGAGGCAUAACAUUGGAAAGCAGCUCUGCCUGCAUGCAACUCCUUUUCCCACACAAGUGAAGAUUGAGCUCUGUACAUUGAAGGGUAGAGGCAGUAGUUUGACUCCUGAACAAGAGUGGUUGUUUACAGAAGACCAACUGUUGAAGAAUCCCUCCUCUGGAAAGUGUCUCCACCUUAAGGGAGACCAAGUUGUAAUGAGCCCUUGCAAUCCAAUAGACCUUCACCAGCACUGGGCUUUCAGUUGAUCUCUGCCUUCUUCCAAGGAACAAUGACCUUCACUCCCAUGUUGGAGCAAAGCAGCCACAGCCUAGGCUGAUUGAACUCAAAGUUGUCAAACUCCCUGUAAGCCUGAUCGAGUGGAGUGGAGUGGAGUGGAUUGCUCAUAUUAUUUGCCUUCCAAAGACAUUGUGAUCGCACUGUGGUGCUCAAGACGCUCAGGGAAAUCAUGCACAUCCACUGAAGCUUUGGAAGUGAACAAUCCGGCAGCAAGAUUGUUUACUGAAAGCUAUAUAUUUUGUCUUAUUUGAUUGUUUACUGCUGGUUUUUAAAAUGGUGUAGGUUUUAUUUCUUUAAGAACUAUUUUUGGAACUUUGCUAGUGUUAAGGCCAAUGAGUGGCUAUUCUUGCCAACAACACUUGUGAUAUUUGUACGUAGUAAAUCAUUUGCACUUGCUGCAGGGGAAUGAGGGCUGUAUUUCAGAGGUAGUAAAUUGCUGUAUGGCUGGACGAGUUUUCAGCUCCUCAAAGCCAUCUUUUUGUAUGUGGUAGCAUUGUGUGGCUCCCAUCACGUGAUUCAGUUUAAGCUCUUUUGGGGGAAAAUCUUACUCUGAAAAUAUAAGUUGAACUUAGAUGGUUUCCCUUUUAAUGACCCUUUAGAUUAUUCAUCAUAAACCUUGAAUACCCAGAUUUCUGGGGGGGUGGGGGGCUUACUUGCACUUAUACACUGUUUGAAGUAUAUCACGUAUGUUUCUACAGUAUUAAAAAUCAUAUGAAAGUCAUAUACAUACAAGUUAGAGGGGUCUGUCUGUUAAAAUACAAUUUAAUUUGUAAGUGAUAAUCACUUUAGCUUUGUGGUAGAAAGGAAAAAGUGUUGCAGCAUGGCAUGUUCAUAUUCGCCAGUAGGUGGCAGGCGAUAUUUAUAAAUGGGCUUGGCAGUAGGCCUAGUGAUGGGCAUUCCGGCUCGUUCAGCUCGGCUCACCGAAAUGACUCUCAUUUUUUUUUUUUUAUGUUUUUUUUUUUUAAUGUUUUGUAUUUUUUUCAAGUCAAACAGUUUGCGAUAGUUUCACUAUAAUUGGUGUUGAAAAAAAAUUAUAAUUAAAUUGCUAAUAGAAAUCAUACACUACCUUAACCACAAUGUAUUUAAAAUGCAUUGGUUUGCUAUGAAAAAGAAUGAUAUUAAACAUUUAAAAUUAAAGUAUAACUUUUUAUUGUAUAGAAACAAAGUGCACAUAAAUCUAACCAUUCAAAACGAAUACAAUCUGAACAGCAUAAUGGAAUAUUGCACCAUAUCAAAGAAAAAUAAUUAAAAAUGUGUAAAACUGCAGCAUCCCACAAAUUGAAAUAAAUAUAAAUAUGGAUGCUAUUUCACAUGUGCAUUUCAAGUUUAACUUUACGUAGGCCUAUAUAAACAAAGUGCAUAUAAAUGUAACAAUUCAAACGAAUACAAUCUGAACAACAUAAUAAGUUGGCUCAACCCUCCCUCACGCAUCUUUGGUUCAUUGGUUGACACUGAGUGUCUGAUUGACAAGAACAACACGUGAGAACAAAACGAAUGUGCGCUUGAGAAUUUAGUCCUAUAUUAGCCUAUUAUUAUUAUUAUUGUCGUUAAUUAUAUUCAUGUAAAUCUUUUGAUUAUUCAUAUCUUUAUUUUUUUUAUACAUCUAUUUUUAUCAAUAGAUUCGGCUCUACUGAUAUUCACCGACGUUCACCUACAAGAGCCGGCUUUUAGAGCAGACUCGUUCGCGACAAUGACCCAAAAACGACCCAUUUGGCAGACGCGUUUAUUCAAUGCGACUUACAGUGCACUUAUUAAAGGGACAAUUCCUCUAGAGUUAAGUGCCUUGCUCAGGGACCCUAUGGUGGUGGAUGUGCGGAUCGAACCAGCAACCGUCUGAUUACCAGUUAUGUGCUUUAGCCCACUACGCCACCAAGGUGGUUCUUGGAAAUGUUGUACUGAUAAUAUCCUUUCUUUCACUGAUGAACUAAUCCUUUUACGUGGCGUGAGAGUUGGUGCUGUUUAUCCAUCAUGUUGGCUACAGUAUAAUCCAAUCUUUUGAACUAGCUGGGUUUUUUUUAUCUAAUGUCAAACUGCAGUGUAGAUCUUAAGGCUUUAUUCAACCAAUAUCCAAUUUCAAAAAUAACCACCAAAAUGCCAAUGCGACUACAGUAAGAUGCUUGUUAAUGUCAUUUUAUUUUAUUUCUCACACUAGUUAACACUGUUGUAUACCAUACAGGUUAUUGUAAACUGUUUUGGCUCGUGGUGGCCAUGGUACAUUUUUGUAAGUGUCAUUAGUCUGUAGCUCAAGUAGGCCUACUCUUUACAUCCAUUGUAAGGUGGAACCAAUGUGGAAAAAUAGAUCUAAAUAUUGUUUGA
Messenger RNA from Xyrauchen texanus (razorback sucker), 4430 nucleotides. RefSeq names its product polypeptide N-acetylgalactosaminyltransferase 6-like. Bases 224 to 2083 code for a protein of 619 amino acids. Lineage: Eukaryota; Metazoa; Chordata; Actinopteri; Cypriniformes; Catostomidae. The record is from RefSeq and is a predicted model, not a curated record. Gene Ontology annotation, cellular component: Golgi apparatus. The transcript is spliced from 11 exons.